This is a messenger RNA of Xenia sp. Carnegie-2017, 2057 nucleotides long. RefSeq names its product protein REDUCED WALL ACETYLATION 4-like. NCBI's taxonomy places the organism in Eukaryota, Metazoa, Cnidaria, Anthozoa, Malacalcyonacea, Xeniidae. The record is from RefSeq and is a predicted model, not a curated record. The transcript is spliced from 8 exons. Bases 227 to 1939 code for a protein of 570 amino acids.
UCGUGUUGUUGCAGACAGUAGAUGAUACUGUUUAGAUAACGUGAAUAUUUAAACUUCUGACGUAAGAAAGUACCUGCUGCAGGCAAACAAAAUUUACUGAUAAAAUUCGUACGGUUGUCUUCACUGAGACAAAACGCGGACUUGGUAUACUUUGUUUUUAAUUCAUAAAUGAAUUGUUUCAAAGGAAAAUAAAUUGCUUCGAGCCGUUUAAAGAAGAGGUGCUGAGAUGGGUGGAGCUAUAGGUAAAGAUCAUGGGGCAAUGGAAUACGAAGAAAGGAAUAUUUAUCUGAAUUCGGUAAAGACUUACGGGAGACUUAAACCAAUUCGACCAAUUACCAUCCAUCAAAAAGCCCUGUUCUGCUUGUGGGUGUUCAUCACAUGCUUAUUUGCAAUUGUUCACAUUGUGAAAUUGAGGAGAUGGAUUUUGUCAACGUGGAAAGACAAAAAGACAGACGGCAGAGAAGAAGAGGUUGAUGAUGUGGAACGGCAAAAUUUCGUUGAAGAGCGAGGGAAGUUGGAAAGCUUUGCAAACACAAAAUACCUUGACGAAAAGAAGUCGGAACACGAGAACAACAAAAAACCAUCAAUUUGGGAAAGAUUGGUGGAAACAUCACCCGAACAGCCAUCUCUUGAAAAAUUUCUGAGGCAGGCUUUCCUAUUUGGCUGGAUAAUGUUCUAUUUCUGGCUUUGUGACUUUCAGCACGUCUGGCGAAAAACAGACAAGCAAUACUCCAGGGAUAUGUUUACAUUUCUUUUCUGCUUACUUGUGUUUGUUGCUCUUGUCUUUACGAUCAAACCGACAGAGGACAAGAUUUUGAAUCGCGAUCAAACUGAAGAAUGGAAGGGCUGGAUGCAGGUUUGCAUUGUCGAUGCAUUGCAUGAGAGGGGGGUCCAAUUUGUAUGGUUCCAUUAUUAUGACGCUCAAGAGGUUUACAACUCGAUUCGCUGUUACGUAGGAAGUUAUGUUUGGAUGACUGGUUAUGGGAACUUCUGGUACUUCUAUCACAAAAAAGAUUAUUCAUUCUUUCGACUUUGCAAAAUGAUGUGGAGAUUAAAUUUUUUGGUUGUCAUGGUGAUGGCGAUAACCAAUCACGAGUUCGUGCGAUAUUACGUUUGUGCAAUGCACACUUACUGGUUUCUUACUGUAUACGCAAUGCUGGCCUUUUUUGCAAGAUAUAACGACAAUCGCAAAAUUAUGGCAACGAAAUUUGUUUUGUUUUUCAUCUUCAAUUCCAUCAUAUUCGAGAUCCCUUUCAUUGCGUACAAGGUGUUUUGGCCCUUCCAGUUUGUUCUUAAUGUCAACGGAAACUUGGACAAUUGGAUUUAUCGAGCAACGCUCGAUCACUGGGCAACUUGGAUUGGAAUGCUGGUCGCUUACAACUAUCCUUAUUAUGAUGCUUUCUUGAGAUAUCUUGAAAAAAGGAGCGACAAUAUACGCGAAAAUUCUCUCAAAAAUGGCAUAAAAAUUGGACUUACGUUGUUCUGCAUUGUCAUAAUUGUAAUUUGGUUCCGUUAUCUCUUGCUGGUUGAGAGAACGUGGUAUAGAAAAUAUCACCCGUAUUCCUCACUCAUUCCAAUACUUGCUUAUAUAUGGUUGAGAAACCUGCAUCCUUUUCUGAGAACUCGCUUUUUGAACUUGUUUAACUGGUUGGGAAAGAUCACUUUGGAAACGUACUUAUCCCAGAUUCACAUCUACAUGAUUGGAGAUGCAAGAAAACUCCUCGUUUACAUCCAUAAGUAUCCCAUGUUAAACUUUGCAGUCGCCACUGUCCUGUACGUAUGCGUAUCGUACGUGCUUUUUCAUCAAACAGUCUUGUUCAGUUCAUUCCUGUUGCCAAGAAACAUGAGAAUUGUUUGUAGAAAUUUCAUAGCCAGUGUUUUAAUAUUAUUAUCUUGUUACAUAUUUUCCUAUCUACUUACGUUGCAACAAAUUUGGUAACACAUAUCAUGAGUCAUAUUCAUGAAAUCUAUAAGAAGUGUAAAUUAAUUUGUGUUUGGCAAAUUAUGCUGUAAACUCGAGAUUCAAAAUAAAAAAAAGAAGAAAGGAAUGAACUUAA